Molecule: messenger RNA, 11651 nt
Organism: Myotis lucifugus (little brown bat)
Lineage: Eukaryota; Metazoa; Chordata; Mammalia; Chiroptera; Vespertilionidae
Product: hemicentin-2-like
Biological process (GO): dendrite self-avoidance; axon guidance; homophilic cell-cell adhesion
Cellular component (GO): axon; plasma membrane
Molecular function (GO): cell-cell adhesion mediator activity; calcium ion binding
Source: RefSeq, a predicted model, not a curated record
GCGGGCCCCUAGUCAGCAUGCCCCCCAGGAUCCACGGCUACCUGCACCAGCCCCUGCUGGUCUCCUGCUCGGUGCACAGCGCCCUCCCCUUCCGGCUGCAGCUGCGGCGGCAUGGAGCCAGGCUGGGCGAGGAGCGGCACUUGCAGGAGUCGGGGAACAGCAGCUGGGAGAUCCCGCGGGCCUCCAAGGCCGAGGAAGGCACGUACGAGUGCACAGCGGUCAGCGGGGCUGGGACCGGACGGGCGCAGGCCGAGGUCAUCGUCACAGACCCUCCGCCACAGCUGGUCCCGGCGCCCAACGUGACCGUGUCCCCAGGGGAGACGGCCGUCCUGUCCUGCCGGGUCCUGGGCGAGGCCCCCCACAACCUGACGUGGGUGCGGGACUGGCGGGUCCUGCCGGCCUCCACGGGCAGAGUCAGGCAGCUGGACGACCUGUCCCUGGAGGUCAGCGCCGUCGUCCCCAGCGACGGCGGGCGGUACCAGUGCAUAGCCAGCAACGCCAACGGGGUCACGAGGGCAUCCGCCUGGCUCCUGGUGCGAGAGGCCCCGAAGGUCAGCAUCCACACCAGGUCCCAGCGCUUCUCCCAGGGCGUGGAGGUGAGGGUCAGCUGCUCGGCGUCUGGGUACCCUGCACCCCACAUCUCCUGGAGCCGUGACGGUCACACCCUGCAAGAGGACAGCAGGUGAGGGGCCCAGGGCCUGGGGCUCCAGGACUGGGAACAGGGGGGACCAGGACCCCCAGGGACCUGUCCCAGCCUCAGUCCUCUUACCCCUAAACGGGAGGAGCACGUUUGGUACACAUAUCCCAUCUGCCCCCACGCAGACCCACCCUCGGUCUCCGCCGUCAGGCGGUGGUGCUCGCCGCCCGUGGGACAGGAGGCCGUGCUGGCGUGCGAGGCGUCCGGGGUGCCGCCGCCCCGGCUCAUCUGGUAUCGAGAGGGUCUCGAGAUGAUCCUGGCCCCCGAGGACUCGAGCUCGGGGGUGCUGCGGAUCCCGGUGGCUCGGGAGAGGGAUGCUGGCGUCUACACCUGCCGAGCCGUCAACGAGUUGGGCGCCGCCUCUGCGGAAAUCCGGCUGGAGGUUGGACACGCGCCCCGGCUGAUGGAGCUCCCCCGGGAGGUCACCGUGGAGCUGGGCAGGAGCGCCCUCCUGGCCUGUCGGGCCGCAGGCCGCCCGCCCCCGACCGUCACCUGGCGCCGUGCGGACAGCCAGCCGCUGCAGCCCGGCCGGGGCAGCAGGGCCAGGCAGCCCGAGGCCGGAGUGCUGUUUUUUGAAAGUGUGGUCCCUGAAGACCAGGCCCCUUAUGUCUGUGAAGCACAAAAUGUUUUUGGGAAGGUCCAGGCGGAGACCCAGCUCCUGGUGACGGGACACGCCCCCCCACAGAUCGCCAGCGGCGCCCCCACCGUGCGGGUGCUGGAGAGGCAGCCUGUGUCGCUGCCCUGCAUCAUCCUGGCCGGGAGGCCCUUCCCCGAGAGGCGCUGGCUCAAGGCCGGCCAGCCACUCCCAGCCGGCAGCCGGCAUUCGGUGCGAGCUGAUGGCAGCCUCCACCUGGACCGGGCGCUGCAGGAGGACGCGGGGAAGUACAGCUGCGUGGUCACCAACACGGCCGGCUCCCAGCACAGGCAUGUGCAGCUGGUCGUCCAGGUGCCCCCUAGAAUCCGGCCCACUGCCACCCACCACGUCACCAAUGAAGGGGUUCCGGCCUCUCUCCCCUGCGUGGCCUCAGGAGUCCCCACCCCCACCGUCACCUGGACCAAGGAGACCAAUGCCCUGGCCUCCGGCGGUCCCCACUACAAUGUGAGCAAGGAUGGCACCUUGGUCAUCGCCCAGCCGUCCCCCCGGGACGCAGGGACCUAUGUCUGCACGGCCACCAACAGCGUGGGCUUCUCUAGCCAGGAGAUGCGGCUGUCCGUCAACACCAAGCCCAGGAUCCACGGGAAUUUCUCACAUGAUACGGACGAGCCUCUGAGAGUCACAGCCAAGGCCGGUGACGAGGUGACCCUGGACUGCGAGGCCCAAGGCUCCCCACCCCCACUGGUCACCUGGACCAAGGACUCCCACCCUGUGCCAGCCGCCCCUGACAGGCAUCGCCUCCUCCCGUCGGGCUCCCUGCGUCUGGCCCAGGCGCAGGCGGGUGACAGCGGCCUCUACCGGUGCAGAGCCAGUAACCCCGCCGGGUCCGCCGCUCGGCACUACGUCCUCGGGGUGCAAGUCCCCCCUCAGGUGCAGCCAGGCCCGCGGGUCCUGAAGGUCCUGGCGGGUGAAGCUGUGGACCUGAACUGCGCGGCCGAGGGCACCCCAGAGCCCAGGCUGAACUGGUCCAAGGAUGGGGAGGCCCUGCGGGGCGGGGGGCCCGAGGGCUCCGUCCAUUUUGCAGCCAUCCGAACUUCUGACGCCGGCAUGUACCGCUGCGAGGCUGCCAACAGCGCCGGGGUAGACGCCUGGGAGCUGGAGCUCAGGGUGCUGGAGCCACCGCACUGGGGAGCCGAUGAGACCGGCGGGCUGCUGGAGAGAGUGGCAGGAGAGAACGCCAGCCUGCCGUGCCCUGCCAGAGUGCCCCCCAGCAUCCGGGAGGACGGACGCAGGGCCAACGUGUCGGGCAUGGCCGGGCAGGCCCUGACGCUGGAGUGUGACGCCAACGGCUUCCCAGCCCCUGAGAUCGCGUGGUUCAAGGAUGGGCAGCUGAUCCCCGAGGGGGACAGCCACCGCCUCCUGAACGAGGCCCGGGCCCUCCACCUCCCCCGGAUCCAGGCGGGCGAUUCUGGCCUCUACUCCUGCCGGGCAGAGAACGCGGCGGGCACCGCGCAGCGGGACUUCGAGCUUCUCGUGCUCAUCCCACCUUCUGUGCUGGGAGCCGGGGCUGCCCAGGAGGUGCUGGGCCUGGCUGGUGCCCAGGUGGAGCUGGAGUGCCGGACCUCGGGGGUCCCUACGCCCCAGGUGGAAUGGACCAAGGACAGGCACACCACGGCGGCCUUCCCCAAGAGGAAGGGAGGAGCCCUCGGCUUGGCUGCCCCCUUGGCCAUCACAGUCCCGCCCACCAUCGAGGGCGCCAGCGAAGGGCCGCACUUGGUGAAGGCGGUGGCUGGGAGGCCCUUGGGCCUGGAGUGCGUGGCCAGAGGCUACCCACCCCCCACCCUGUCCUGGCACCACGAGGGGCUGCCCCUGGCGGAGAGCAACGGGACCUGGCUGGAGGCGGGCGGCGGCCUGCUGAGCCUGGACAGCCUGGGGGAGGCGUCCGGAGGCCUGUACAGCUGCGUGGCCAGCAGCCCCGCGGGGGAGGCCGUGCUGCAAUACGCCGUGGACGUGCAGGGUGAGCCGGACUGUCCCGCCCGAGCCACGGGCUGCGGGCCCCUCCUCCCACACCUACCACCUGCCAGUGCCCGCAGCCCCUCCGGGGAGCUGCCUCUGAUUGAGAAGGUGGACCUGAGGGACGAAGGCGUCUACACCUGUGUCGCCACUAACUUGGCCGGCGAGAGCAGAAGGGAUGCGGUGCUCAAGGUUUUGGUGCCCCCCAACAUCGAGCCGGUCCCGGCCAACAAGGCAGUGCUGGAAAAUGCCUCCGUGACGUUGGAGUGCCUGGCUUCCGGCGUGCCCCCUCCAGGUAAGCCCCUCCUGGUCUUUCCCGGGGGCCGCACCCUCACGCUGGCCAGUGCCCGGGCCUCCGACUCUGGCACCUACUCCUGCGUGGCUGUGAGCGCCGUGGGCGAGGACCGCCGGGACGUCGCCCUGCACGUCCACGUGCCGCCCAGCAUCCUCGGGGAAGAGCUGAACGUGUCCGUCGUGGCCAACGAGUCAGUGGCCCUGGAGUGCCAGAGCCACGCCGUGCCCCCUCCGGUGCUGAGCUGGCGGAAGGACGGCCGCCCCCUGGAGCCGCGGCCCGGAGCCCGCCUCUCUGCAGACAAGGCCUUGCUGGAGGUGGACAGGGCGGAGGUGAGGGACGCAGGCCGCUACACCUGUGAGGCGCUGAACCAGGCGGGCCGCUCGGAGAAACACUACAACCUCAACGUCUGGGUCCCUCCAGUGUUCCCCUCAAGGGAGCCCCACAUCCUGACCGUGACCGAGGGACACCCCACCAGGCUGUCCUGCGAAUGUCGGGGUGUCCCUUUCCCCAAGAUCACCUGGAGGAAGGACGGUCAGCCCGUGCCCGGGGAGGGGGCCGGCCUCGGACAGGUGUCGGCGGUGGGGCGGCUGCUGUACCUGGGCCCAGCCCAGCCGGCCCAGGAGGGAACGUACACCUGUGAGUGCAGCAACGUGGCCGGAAACAGCAGCCAGGACCAGCAGCUGGAGGUGCAUGUUCCCCCGCAGAUCGCUGGCCCCCGGGAGCCCCCUGCACAGGUCUCUGUGGUCCAGGACGCGGAGGCCACUCUGGAAUGCAGCGUCACGGGGAAACCCCCACCCAGGGUGACGUGGCAGCGGGACGGCCAGCCGGUGGGAGCCGCACCUGGCCUGCGGCUGCAGAACCAGGGUCAGAGCCUGCACGUGGAGCGGGCACAGGCUGCCCACGCGGGACGCUACAGCUGCCUGGCCGAGAACGUGGCUGGGAGGGCCGAGAGGAGGUUUGCGCUGUCCGUGCUGGUGCCCCCAGAGCUCAUCGGAGACUCGGACCCGCUGACCAACGUCACUGCCGCCUUGCACAGCCCCUUGACGCUGCUCUGUGAAGCCACAGGCAUCCCACCCCCGGGGGUCCGCUGGUUCCGAGGGGAGGAGCCCAUCAGCCCCGGGGAGGACACCUACCUCUUGGCGGGUGGCUGGAUGCUGAAGGUGACCCGGACCCAGGAGCGAGACAGAGGCCUCUACUCCUGCCUGGCCAGCAACGAGGCUGGGGAGGUGCGGAGGAACUUCAGCGUGGAGGUCCUGGUUCCUCCCAGUAUCGAGAAUGAGGACCUGGAGGAGGUGGUCAAGGUCCCCGAGGGACAGACAGCCAACCUGACGUGCAACGCCACAGGCCACCCACAGCCCAGGGUCACGUGGUUCAAAGACGGCCGGCCCCUGGCUGGUGGAGACACCCAGCACGUCUCUCCAGACGGAGCCCUUCUGCAGGUCCUCCAGGCCAACCUGUCCAGUGCCGGCCACUACUCCUGCAUUGCAGCCAACGCCGCGGGGGAGAGGACCAAGCAUGUCCAGCUGAGCGUCCUGGUGGCUCCCUCCAUCCUGGGGGUGACCGAGGACGGAGCAGACGAGGAGGUGACCGUGACCAUCAACAACCCCAUUUCUCUGAUCUGUGAGGCGCUGGCCUUCCCCGCCCCCACCAUCACCUGGAUGAAGGACGGGUCCCCGUUUGAGGCCUCAAACAACAUCCAGCUGCUCCCAGGUACCCACGGGCUGCAGAUCCUGAAUGCCCAGAAGGAAGACGCAGGCCAGUACACCUGCGUGGUCACCAACGGGCUUGGGGAGGCCGUGAAGAACUACCACGUGGAAGUGCUCAUCCCCCCUUCCAUCUCCAAAGACGACUCCAUGGGGGAGGUCGGUGUGAAGGAAGUGAAGACCAAGGUCAACAGUACCCUGACCCUGGAGUGUGAGGCUUGGGCGGCGCCCCCGCCUGCCAUCAGCUGGUACAAGGAUGGACGGGUGAGCUGGGCCCCCGGGGCAGCCUCAGUGCCCCCCAUGUUCCAGAAGGUGGGUGAUGCCAGUGCAACCUUCGAAAUCCUGUCCCGGGAGGAGGAGGCCCGGGGCGGGGUGACGGAAUACCGGGAGGUCGUGGAGAACAACCCCGCAUACCUGUACUGCGACACCAACGCGGUCCCGCCCCCGGAGCUCACCUGGUACAGGGAGGACCAGCCCCUCUCGGCCACAGACGGGGUGUCUGUCCUGCAAGGAGGCCGGGUCCUGCAGAUUCCCCUGGUGCGUGCAGAGGAUGCUGGGAGGUACUCGUGCAAGGCCUCCAACGAGGUGGGCGAGGACUGGCUGCACUACGAGCUGAUGGUGCUGACCCCACCUGUGAUCCCGGGGGACACGGAGGAGCUGGUGGAGGAGGUGACCGUCAAUGCCAGCAGCACUGUCAGCCUACAGUGUCCAGCCCUGGGCAACCCCAUGCCCACCAUCUCGUGGCUCCAGAACGGGCUGCCCUUCUCCCCGAGCCCACGGCUGCAGGUCCUGGAGGACGGGCAAGUCUUGCAGGUUUCCACAGCAGAGGUGGCCGACGUUGCCAGCUACAUGUGUGUGGCCGAGAACCCGGCGGGCUCCGUGGAGAAGCUCUUCACACUUAGGGUGCAAGUCCCACCACACAUCACAGGCCUGGACUCAGAGCAGGUCACCGCCAUCCUCAACAGCAGCGUGUCCCUCCCCUGUGACGUCCGCGCUCACCCGAGCCCCGAGGUCACGUGGUACAAGGACGGCCAGGCCCUCUCCCUGGGAGAAGACGUCUUCCUCCUGCCUGGCACCCACACGCUGCAGCUGGCCCGGGCGCAGCUGGCAGACUCCGGGACGUACAUGUGCGAGGCCCUCAAUGCCGCCGGCCGAGACCAGAAGCUGGUGCGGCUCAGCGUGCUGGUUCCCCCCACCUUCAGGCAGGCUCUCGGCGGCCCCCAGGAUGGGGUCCCGGUGAGGGCAGGGGACAAGGCCGUUCUGAGCUGUGAGACAGACUCGCUCCCUGAGCCAGCUGUGACCUGGUACAAAGAUGGGCAGCCCCUGGUCCUGGCGCCGCGGACCCAGACUCUGCAGGGUGGGCAGAAGCUGGCGAUCCUGGACACCCAGGUGUCAGAUAAAGGUGUGUACAGCUGUAAGGUCAACAACACGGCUGGAGAGGCCAUGCGGGCAUUCGUCCUCACCGUCCAGGUGCCCCCAACGUUUGAGAACCCCAAGACGGAGACAGUGAGCCAGGUGGCUGGGAGCCCCCUGGUGCUGACCUGUGAUGUGACCGGGGUCCCUGCCCCCAGGGUCACCUGGCUGAGGGACAGAAUGCCCAUUGAGAGCAGCGUGGCGCACGGCGUGGUCUCCCGGGGGGGCCGCCUCCAGCUGAGUCGCCUGCAGCCGGCCCAGGCCGGCACCUAUACGUGCGUGGCCGAGAACGCGCAGGCCGAGGCCCGCAAGGACUUCACGGUGGCUGUGCUGGUGGCCCCCCGGAUCCGGAGCGCGGGCGCCCCCCAGGAGCACAGCGUCCUGGAGGGGCAGGAGGUGCGGCUGGACUGCGAAGCGGAUGGGCAGGCACCGCAGGUGGCCUGGCUGAAGGACGGCCGCCCGCUGGGCCAGGGCGUGGGCCCCCCCCUCCGGUUCUACCUGGACAGCGGCUCCCUGGUGCUGAAGGGCCUGAUGGCCUCGGACUCGGGCGCCUACACCUGCGUGGCCCACAACGCGGCCGGGGAGGACGCCCGGCUGCACACCGUGAGCGUGCUAUGCCCUCCCACCAUUGAGCAGGGGACAGAGGGCGCAGGGCCCCUGGUGCACAGGGCUGGGGAGCUGGUGACGAUGGCGUGCCCCGUCCGGGGCUCCCCGCCCAUCCACAUGAGCUGGCUCAAGGACGGCCUGCCCCUCCCGCUCUCCCAGCGCACCCACCUCCACGGCUCCGGCCGCAUCCUCAGGAUUUCCCGGGUGCAGUUGGCAGAUGCCGGCGUCUUCACCUGUGUGGCUGCAAGCCCCGCCGGCGUGGCCGACAGGAACUUCACCUUGCAGGUGCACGUGCCCCCUGUCCUGGAGCCGGCGGAGUUCCAGAACAAUGUGGCAGUGGUCCGUGGCUCCCCGGUGGUCCUCCCCUGUGAAGCCCAGGGCAGCCCCCUGCCCCUAGUGUCAUGGAUGAAGGACGGGGAGCCCCUGUUCCUCCAGAGUCUGGAACAGGGGCCCAGCCUGCAGCUGGAGACGGCAGGAGCCGGGGACUCAGGGACCUACUCCUGCGUGGCUGUGAGCGAGGCGGGGGAAGCACGGAGGCACUUCCAGCUGACGGUGAUGGAUCCCCCCCACAUGGAGGACUCGGGCCAGCCCGCAGAGCUGUCGCUGACCCCUGGCGCCCCCUUGGAGCUUCGCUGUGAUGCCCGGGGCACCCCCUUGCCCAACAUCACCUGGCAUAAGGACGGGCAGGCCCUGGACAGCCAGGAGGACAGCAGAGGGACUGGGCAGCGGCUCCGGGUGGAGGCUGUGCAGGUGGGCGAUGAUGGGCUGUACACUUGCGUGGCCCACAACCCUGCUGGCGAAAUCGAGAAGAGCUUCCGGGUCAGGGUUCAAGCCCCUCCAAACGUUAUUGGGCCCGAGGCCCCGCUCUGUGGUUGGCCUGGCCCGGGGCAGCUGGUUCUGGAAUGCUCCGUGGAAGCGGAUCCCGCCCCCGAGAUUGAGUGGCACCGAGAUGGCAUCCUGCUGCAGGCAGACGCCCACACCCAGUUCCCAGAGCAGGGCCGGUUCCUCCAGCUGCAGGCCCUGAGCACGGCCGACAGCGGCAACUACAGCUGCACGGCCCGCAGCGCGGGCAGCACCAGCGUGGCCUUCCGCGUGGAGAUCCACACGGUGCCCUCCAUCCAGCCCGGGACCACCAGCCGAUCAGCCUCCGUGAACCAGACGAUCCUGCUGCCCUGCCAGGCGGAGGGGGCCCCGCCACCCCUCAUGAGCUGGCGGAAGGACGGGGCCCCCCUGGACCUUGGGAGCCCCAGAUUGCAUGUUCUGCCCGAGGGUUCCCUGAGGAUCCAGCCAGUCCUUGCCCAGGACUCUGGCCACUACCUCUGCCUGGCGUCCAACUCUGCGGGCUCUGACCGGCAGGCCCGUGACCUCCGCGUCUUCGAGCCUCCCGCCAUCGCCCCCAGCCCCUCCAACCUGACCCUGACAGCCCACACCCCCGCCUCGCUGCCCUGCGAGGCCAGGGGCUCCCCCAAGCCCCUCGUGGCCUGGUGGAAGGACGGACAGAAGCUGGACUUCCGCCUGCAGCAGGGCGCCUACCGGCUCCUGCCCUCCAACGCCCUACUCCUCGCAGCCCCCGGCCCCCAGGACGCAGCCCAGUUUGAGUGUGUGGUGAGCAAUGAGGUGGGAGAGGCCCGCAGGCAGUACCAGGUGACCAUCCACGUGCCCCCCACCAUCGCCGACGACCAGACAGACUUCACUGUGACCCAGAUGGCCCCCGUGGUCCUCACGUGCCACAGCUCCGGCGUGCCAGCCCCCGUGGUGUCCUGGAGCAAGGCAGGCCUCCCCCUGGGGGCCCGGGGGAGUGGCUACCGUGUCUCGCCUUCGGGCGCCCUGGAGAUCGGGCAGGCCCUCCCCGUCCACGCCGGCCGCUACACCUGCACGGCCCAGAACUCCGCAGGCGUGGCCCGCAAGCACGUGGCCCUGGCCGUGCAAGCCUCGCCCGUGGUGAAGCCAUUGCCCAGCGCGGUCCGGGCCCUGGUGGAGGAGGAGGUGCUGCUGCCUUGCGCGGCCUGGGGUGUCCCCCGGCCCAGCAUCACCUGGCAGAAGGAGGGGCUCAGCAUCCCUGAGGGUGAGGAUACCCAGGUCCUACCCAGCGGACAGCUGCGGAUCACCCACGCCCGCCCAGAGGACGCCGGGAACUACUUUUGCAUCGCCCAGAACAGCGCGGGCAGUGCCGUGGGCAAAACGCGGCUGGUGGUGCAAGUUCCUCCCGUGAUCGAGACUGGCCUCCCCGACCUGGCCACCACCGAAGGCUCCCACGCCCUCCUGCCCUGCACCGCCCGGGGCAGCCCCGAGCCGGACAUCACCUGGGAAAAGGACGGCCAGCCUGUGUCGGGAGCUGAGGGCAAGUUCAGCAUCCAGCCAUCCGGGCAGCUGCUGGUGAGGAACUCGGAGAGCCAGGAUGCUGGCACCUACACCUGCACAGCCGAGAACCCCGUAGGCCGCGCCCGCCGCCGGGUGCACCUCACCAUCCUGGCGCUGCCCGUCUUCACCACCCUGCCUGGGGACCGCAGCCUGCGCCCCGGGGACAGGCUGUGGCUUCGCUGUGCGGCCCGGGGCAGCCCUACCCCCCGCAUUGGCUGGACCGUCAACGACCGGCCAGUCACAGAGGGCGUGUCCGAACUGGACGGGGGCAGCACGCUGCAGAGGGUGGCGGUCAGCAGGGAGGACAGCGGGACCUACGUCUGCUGGGCUGAGAACAGAGUGGGCCGCGUGCAGGCCGUCAGCUUCGUCCACGUGAAGGAGGCUCCUGUCCUACAAGGGGAAGCCUUCUCCUACCUGGUGGAACCUGUGGGGGGCAGCCUCCGCCUGGACUGUGUGGUCCACGGAGACCCGGCGCCUGACAUCCACUGGAUCAAAGACGGCCUUCCGCUGCGGGGCAGCCGUCUCCGGCACCAGCUGCAGAAUGGCUCGCUGACCAUCCGCAGGACGGAGAUGGGCGACUCGGGGCGGUACCAGUGCCUGGCAGAGAAUGAGAUGGGCGCCGUGGAGAAAGUGGUGGUCCUCCUGCUGCAGAGCGCCCCGGUGUUCCAGGUGGAAGCCCAGGACGUGACAGUGAGAUCCGGGGACGACGUGGCCCUGCGGUGCCAGGCCACCGGCGAGCCGGCGCCCACGGUGGAGUGGCUGCGUGCGGGGCAGCUGCGGGCCGGCCGGCGGCUGCGGACCCUGCCGGAUGGGAGCCUGUGGCUGGAGCGCGUGGAGACGAGGGACACGGGCACAUACGAGUGCGUCGCUCACAACCUCCUGGGCUCUGCCACAGCCCGAGCGUCCUUGGUUGUGAAAGGGGAGCCCCGGGGGGGCCGGGGCAGCAUGAUCGGGGUGAUCAAUGGCCAGGAGUUGGGCGUGGCCACCCUCAACGCCAGUGUGCAGCAGGAGGCGCGCUCAGGGCUCACCACCUUGCGGAGCAGCAUCGGCCACCUCCCUGCGAGUGUGGGGCCUCUGAUGCGGGUACUUGUGGUCACCAUCGCCCCCAUCUACUGGGCACUGGCCGGAGAGCAUGGCGGCGCCCUGAACGGCCUCCUGACGGGGGGCAGCUUCCGGCAGGAGUCGCACAUGGAGUUUUCUACAGGGGAGCUGCUCACGAUGACCCAGGUGGCCCGGGGCCUGGAUCCCGACGGCCUCCUGCUCCUGGACGUGGCGGUCCACGGCGUCAUCCCCGAGAGCCUGGCCAACGCAGAUCUCCGAGCGCAGGACUUCCAGGAGGACUACGUGCAGACGGGCCCCGGCCAGCUCUUCGUGGGCUCCACGCAGCGCUUCCUGCAGGACAGCUGGCCCGUGUCCCUGCGCUGCAACCACAGCAUCCAGUACGAGGCGGCGCGGGGCCCGCAGCCCCAGCUGGUGCAGCACCUGCAGGCCUCGGCUAUCAGCGCGGCCUUCGACCCUGCGGCUGAGGCCCUGCGCUUCCAGCUCACCACAGCCCUGCAAGCCGAAGAGAAUGAAGGCUGCCCCGAGGGCUUUGAGCUGGACUCCCAGGGAGAGUUUUGCGUGGACGGGGACGAGUGCGCCAGUGGGCCCAGCCCCUGCUCCCACUCCUCACACGCCCCUGGCCGCUUCUCCUGCGCCUGCCCGGCUGGCUUCGCCCCGGCAUGGGGCCCCUGUCCCUGUCCGCCCCCAGAUGUGGACGAGUGUGCGUGGCCUACUGACCUGUGCCCGGAGGGACAGCGCUGCGUGAACCUGCUGGGAUCCUACCGCUGCCUCCCUGACUGCGGGCCUGGCUUCCGGGUGGCCGCAGACGGGGCUGAUUGUGAAGGUGACAGGGGCAUGUGUGGGGUUGUCCAGGAUUCAGCAGACGGGGCGCUGUGCCACUGGGACGCUGGGCCUUCAGGGAAGACG